Marchantia polymorpha subsp. ruderalis is the source of this 1098-nucleotide messenger RNA. The record is from the annotation of a GenBank genome assembly. NCBI's taxonomy places the organism in Eukaryota, Viridiplantae, Streptophyta, Marchantiopsida, Marchantiales, Marchantiaceae.
AUGAAGAACUUCGAACAAAACAUCGACCUUAGUCAAAUCCUCAUAGCACUUCAACACUUUCAGCAAGAAAAUGCAACUCUCCAAAAGUCGAAUUUUGAUGUCUUCAUGGAGGAGUUUGAAGCAGUAUAUGGAGAUAGGGAGAAAGCCAGGACAUCAACAAACAAACUGCAACAAGUAAUCCGCUCAGCCACUGUGUAUGCCUCGGAAUUCAGGCAGCUGACCUGCGAUCUCACUUGGAGAGAAGCAACAUUGAUCAAUCAGUUCCAUUGUGGCCUUCUUGACGAUAUCCAAGAUCUUUUACUUACGCUUUCAGAUUCUUCAAUUCUUAUUGAAGCUAUCACACAUGCCAUUCAAUGCAACAACCUCCAAUUUAAAAGUUGUUUCAUGCAACCUAUCAAGAUCGUUCUUCAUCCGAACAUCAUACUUCAAAAAUCCGCGUUAGUAAACUCUAAGGACACUUCUCCAUUUAUCAAUCAAGCUUUUGUCAUCGGGUAUAAUAUUUGCACUAUCAAAAAGGUUGUUUCUACUCUGAUGGAAGUUAUCAAUGGACGGAGCGUUGCUUCAGGUGCAGUCACAAACGAGACAGCUCCCCUAGAAUUUCGUAUUGGUUCUCACUCAAAGCUAAUUUCCUUCAACAUCAAAUCUACAUCCUAUCAUCAUGUCAUAUUUGGUAUACCUUGGCUAGAGGUGCACAAUUUAAUCAUUGAUUGGCGUUCUCGAGAUCUUACUCUAAAGCACAACGGUGCCCAGUUUCUCACCCCAAUUUCUGAAAAACAUCGUGUCAAGUUUUGUUUGGAAUCCGAUUGUCACGCUUUUUGGUGGCCAACACCACUGCUUGUACUCCUUAGUCUUGUUUCGUCAAGUUUGCAAAUAAUGUGGUCUGGUAGCCAAAAGGGAUCAGAACCUGUCAAGCUUUUAGAGAAGUAUAAGAACUUUGCCGACAUCUUUGAGAAGAAGAAAGCCGACCAGCUCCCCGAUCAGCGCCCGUACGACUGCCUCAUUGAAUUGGAAGAAGAUACAACACCUCCUUUUGUGCCACUCUAUGGACUUUCAGAGCCCAAAAUUCAAGCUCUACGGGACUACAUGGCAAAAAUCUAG